CAGCUGCGGCCGAGACGCCGGGGCGGGGGUCCUGCCCAGCCGCCUCCCCCCCUCUGCCCCCCGCCCCCGGAGGCCUCCUCCUCCCUUUCCUCGCUCCAUCUUGGGGGGCGGGCCUGGUUCCUGGGACAGCAUGUCGGACUCCGAGGAGGAGAGCCAGGACCGGUACCUGAAAAUCGUCGUGCUGGGGGACGGAACCUCCGGGAAGACCUCCUUAGUUACAUGUUUUACUCAAGAAACUUUUGGGAAACAGUACAAGCAAACUAUAGGACUGGAUUUCUUUUUGAAAAGGAUAACAUUGCCAGGAAACUUGAAUGUUACUCUUCAGAUUUGGGAUAUAGGAGGGCAGUCAAUAGGAAGCAAGAUGUUAGAUAAAUAUAUCUAUGGAGCACAGGGGGUCCUUUUGGUAUAUGAUGUUACAAAUCAUCAAAGCUUUGAGAAUUUAGAAGAUUGGUAUACUAUGGUGAAGAAAGUGAGCGAAGAAUCAGAAACUCAACCAUUGGUUGCCUUGGUGGGAAAUAAAAUUGAUUUGGAGCAUAUGCGAACAGUAAAGACUGAAAAACAUUUACGAUUUUGCCAGGAAAAUGGUUUUAGUAGUCACUUUGUCUCAGCCAAGACAGGAGACUCCGUCUUCCUGUGUUUUCAGAAAGUUGCUGCUGAAAUUCUUGGAAUCAAAUUAAAUAAAGCAGAAAUAGAGCAGUCACAGCAUAUUGUCAGGGCAGAAAUAGUGAAGUACCCGGAAGAAGAUAAUCAACAUACCAGCUCUGCUCAUAGUAGAAUCUGUUCAGUUCAGUAGUGCAGAGGGUGGUGAAGGCAGAUAUUGUAAACUACAACCAGGAACCUAUGUCAAGAACGGUUAACCCUCCCAGAAGCUCCAUGUGUGCAGUGCAGUGAGUGCUCUUUCUCCUGUUGACAGUGGCUGCCCUUCGCCUCUGGGUGGGCCUGAGGACUUCUAGGAACUUGUUUUAUCAGUGACCAUCUCUGUAGUUCAGCUCACACUCUCCUCCCAACUCACUCCAUCAAAUGUUGCCUCACUGCUACAGGCAGUGAAGAUCACUUGGACUGAAAAUAACUCAACUUUGGGACCACACACUUUGAAUUCAAAUGGAAAACCCAUUUUCUGGAAUUUGACUGCUUCACUGAAGAAGAAUGAUGUUGACUCUCUUUAUGUCCUCACUUUUUUUCCCUCUGAUGUCAACUUUUUGAACCCUGAAUGAGAACUGCCCAAGUCUUGAUCAUCAUCAGGCAGGGUUUUGCCACAGCACAGUUUCAUUCUCUUACCUGAACUUAGACAUGUCAGAGUAUACUUCAGAAUGCAAACAUGGAAACAAGCGAUGUAUUUUACCUGCAGAGACUUAAGGAGGAGUUCUCAUACUGUCUAUUGUGAGUUAAAACAGACAAAGCUGCAUUGAACUGAAAAUGCUUGAAAUAAGGCUGUAAUAAGAAAUAUUUUUCAUGUUUUAAAAAGGGGCCUAAAUUGUUUAUAUUGUAGUUUGUAACUCAUAAAGUAGUGCGUAUUUGAUACUGUAUUUUUAUUACUCUGUCAUGGUCAUUAUGUAUUAUAUAAUACUCAGGUUCGAUGGCUUUGUGAUUUUGGUGAAGGCUCAGCUGAUGGUCCGUGUCGAAUUUUUCCUGCAAACUGCGUGAGAGUACUCCCAGAAUGAGUCGUGCCACACUGUUGGGUCAUUGUGGGUCAGACUACCGAUGUGCAGAUGUUUUCCUCUUACAAAUAAAUUUAUUUAAAUUACA
Molecule: messenger RNA, 1746 nt
Organism: Tupaia belangeri chinensis (Chinese tree shrew)
Lineage: Eukaryota; Metazoa; Chordata; Mammalia; Scandentia; Tupaiidae
Gene: RAB28
Product: RAB28, member RAS oncogene family
Exons: 8
Coding region: 131-793 (220 amino acids)
Biological process (GO): endosome to lysosome transport; phagosome-lysosome fusion
Cellular component (GO): late endosome; phagocytic vesicle; lysosome
Molecular function (GO): GTPase activity; GTP binding
Source: RefSeq, a predicted model, not a curated record